Molecule: messenger RNA, 3176 nt
Organism: Linum trigynum
Lineage: Eukaryota; Viridiplantae; Streptophyta; Magnoliopsida; Malpighiales; Linaceae
Source: the annotation of a GenBank genome assembly
GCGUUAUUCUAGCUCGUUGACCUAUGUUCAACUCAAAAUACGAGCAAGUUAAGGGUCACGUCCGUUGUUAAGGUCGGUUUUUCGGUUCUAAAACUCUAGCUAUGUAGCAUAUACAAUACCCUUUUUAGCUUCUAGAAACGACUUCUUUAGUUUGAGAUCCCUCCUAACUAAGAGCAUCAAUAUUGGUAUUGCAUUUUCAAUUGCAAAAUGACAUAGCAUAUGUGUUUGCAAUUGAAAAAACAAUUACAUUGAUGUGGCUAUCAAUUGCAUAUUUGCAAACUUGCAACAAAUACAAUUCCAUAUGCAAGUCAAAAAAGCCUAAAAAAAUGGGAAUUUUUUAUUUUAUUUUAUAUUAUAUUAUUUUCUUUUCUCUUUUACUUAAUUUUCUAUAAUUUAAAUAUAAUAUAGUGUCAGUGAUCAGGGGGUGGUAACUCAUAUCACGGGCGGAAACUUUGCACAGAGUUCCAUUACUAUUAAUGGAUGGCUUCGCGAUUUCUUAUGGGCACAGUUUAAUUACAUUUUUAAUUGCAAGUUAAUUGCAUUGAUGUAGGUGAAUGAAAUGAAUGUGAUAUGGAUUGCAAAAAAUUUGAGUUGAUAAUAAAAAACACAAAUACAAUUUCUUUUGUAAUUGCAUUGAUAGAGAUGCUCACCGAAUAAAAAAAAUUAGGACAUAUGUUCCGCCCAACCACCUGGGUUUUGUUAUUGCGUUCAUUCUUCCAAGAGCAGCACGAGCAAACAGAGAUCGAAAGGGAAAGGAAGAAAAAUGUAACUAAAUCUAGCUCGAGAUGACAACAAAUUGAUAUUAUUUUCACAAGUGAAAGGUGAAUUUUACAUUAACAUAAUUAUUGUUAAUUUCAUAAGUGAAAAAUGAAUAUUGGUGAAUAUUAGUAUUUCUAAAUUGAAUAUUAUUAUUUUCAUAGUUUUAUAGUUUGGUAUGGUUUUGAAUUUGAAGAAUUUACAAAAUUGAAGUAUGAAAGUUAAAUAACUAAAUUGACAUAGUUUGAACUUGAAUUUAUCAAAUCGUAUAAAUGAAAUUAAGUGAUCAAAUUGACUUUAAGACAAAGCUAAAUAUGAAAAAGUAAAAAAAAAAAAACCGACAUUGUUGCUAUUGCACGAUCUAAUUUUAACUUAUGUUUUAGUUUAAGGAUCCAGAACACAAUAGUCGAAUGAGGAAUUUUACAAUGCUAUAUAGCAUUGGUGCUAUAGAUUUUUGCCUUUAUGGUACAACUUGAAAUUGUAUCUUUAACGUUAUGGUACCACUUCAGAUUGUACCUAUACUUUUUGUACAAAUUCUUUUAUGGUACAACUUAAACUUGUACCUUGUGUGAUGGUACAACUUCAAGUUGUAAAGUUGUACCAUAACAUAAUGAUACAAAUUCCUUUAUGGUACAACCUAAACUUAUACAUUUAAUGUUAUGGUACAACUUCAAGUUGUACAUUAAAGCACCAAUGCUAUAUAGUAUAGUAGAAGUGCUCGAGUUGAAUAAGGUAUCAUAGAGACACAAUUACGAACGAUAAAUAGCCAAUAUCAAAAGGGAAAAAUUGACAUCAUCUACGUCCUCAAUAAUUUUUCUCUAUCUUUUCAAUAGCUCAAGUGCCACGUGUCCCUCCUCUCUCACCGCUACCUUGAUAAAUACCAAUCUCAAGGCUGCUUAUAUUUGCAAUUCAUCUUAAGUAAGUAGUAAGCCUAACAAAAAAAAAAAAAGAAAAAUAAAGUAUUUAACGAAGUAUUGACCGGUCAAUCAUGGCUGCUGCCGAUCCUAUCAGUGCGGGAGAGAGAGACCUAGCGCAAGUACUUGCGGCGAGCUGUGCAGAACCGCCGGCAGCGUAUUUGCAGAAUGAGGUGAUGGCUGGAGUCGCCGACGGGACUCUCCCGGUGAUCGACGUCCCCCAAGUUGAUAUCUCACUCCUAUCGUCUCCUUGUCCGGCCACCUCCAAAGCUGAGGCCCAGAAACUCGGCUCAGCUCUCUCCACCUACGGCUGCUGUUUGGCAGUAAAUCAUGGAACAACAAGCGCCUUUCUGGACAGUGUGCGUGAUGUUUUGAACGACUUCUAUCGACUUCCACUGGAAGAGAAGACUCGCCACGCCAGACCAUUUGGAAACUGGGAAGGUUAUGGAUUUGACGAAAUCCCUGACAACUACGGAUCCCUUGACUGGAGUGACCGAUUGAUGAUCAUGAUAAGCCCUGAAGAGCACAAGAAAAUGCAGUAUUGGCCUGAGGCCAAACCACCCAACUUCAGGAGAAUCGUGGAGGAGUGGGCCAGCAAGUUAGAAGUACUGCUGGAGAAGGUGCUGAAGGGGAUGGCGACGUCUUUGGAUUUAGACGAGAAGAGUUUUGUGGAGGAGAUGGGAGAGCCUCGCAUUGUGGCGAGGUUCAACUUGUAUCCAAAGUGCUCAAGGCCAGACAGAGUUCUGGGCCUCAACUCCCACACCGAUGGGUCAGCUGUCACCUUUCUGCUGCAGGACAAAGAGGUGGAAGGGUUUCAGCUGCUUCUCAAGGAUGGACAAUGGGUUAGGGUUCCUGUCACGCCCACUGAUGCACUCCUCAUCAAGAUGGGGGAUCAAGGAGAGAUUAUAAGCAACGGAGAGUUCAAGGCUCCGCUGCAUAGGGGAGCGCUGAACACACAAAGGGCGAGGACGUCGAUAGCUGUGUUCUGUAUACCGGAGGCGGCCAAGGAAAUCGGACCGGCGAAGGGGCUCGUCGACGAAACCAGGCCAGCAAAAUAUAAGAAGAUCACAGACUACGAGCGCGACUACCUUCAAGAGUCGAACCACAGGACAUUGAUCGACUCCUUGAAGCUUUAAAGCCCUCUAGCUAGUCAGUGAUCAUGCAUGUUUGUUGGAUGUCGUGCUGUUAGAAUAAGUCCCUACACAGUUAUGAAUGUAGUGAUCCGACCAAUCCAAUCCACCAAUCCAAUCUAUUUGCCACCUCUAAGUGGUCGCAUUUGUAUCAACCUUAUUUAUGAUUUUCGGUUUGUUUCGUUGACUUGAUGUGUGUUUGGCUUAUUAAUGUUCCGUGGGAUCUCAUCUCAUGUGACAUGUUAUGUAUUUGAUGUUUUUUUUUAUAGUUUGAUUAUCAAUAAUGUAGACGCCACGGGGAAAAGUGUCUUUUAGCAACACUUUAUGGGGUAAAUUGCAAGGUUGGUCAAUGGGAUUAUAAAAGAUGUUCAUAUUU